Osmerus eperlanus (European smelt) is the source of this 2574-nucleotide messenger RNA. RefSeq names its product taste receptor type 1 member 3. The record is from RefSeq and is a predicted model, not a curated record. The transcript is spliced from 8 exons. Gene Ontology annotation, cellular component: plasma membrane. Gene Ontology annotation, molecular function: G protein-coupled receptor activity. The coding region runs from base 1 to 2574 and encodes 857 amino acids. Lineage: Eukaryota; Metazoa; Chordata; Actinopteri; Osmeriformes; Osmeridae. Gene Ontology annotation, biological process: sensory perception of umami taste; G protein-coupled receptor signaling pathway; sensory perception of sweet taste.
AUGGCUGCUCUACUGGGGCUGCUGCUGGCCCUGUGCUGGCUGAGUGGUCCAGGCUGGACAGAGAGUCAGCCCGCCUGGUUCCAGAACAUCUCCACUAACCUGUUCAAUGAGAUGGGAGACAUCAUGCUGGGGGGGUUGUUUCCUAUCAACCAACUCACCAGCAACCUGAGCCAGAGAGACAAGCCCAACCACAUCGAGUGUCGCAGAAUCAACGAAGAAGGGCUGGGCCUGGCCCUGGUGAUGAAGUACACGGUGGACGAGAUCAACGCUAACUUAGACCUACUGCCAGGCAUCAAGCUGGGCUACGAGAUCUAUGACACCUGCAAGCAGUCUGAUGUGAUCGUCAAGCCCACGCUGCUGUUCCUCACUGAGGGCUCCAGCAGGAAGCUGGCCAUCAGAUGCAACUAUACCAACUAUGAGACCAGAGUGGUGGCCGUGAUCGGACCCAGCAUCUCCGAAAUGGCCUCCAUUACCGGGAAGCUGCUUGGAUUCUUCCUCAUGCCACAGGUCAGUUACCGAGCCACCAGUGAGAAACUAAGUGAUAUGCAACUGUACCCGUCGUUCCUGCGUACGGUGCCCAGCGACAAGCUGCAGGCAGGGGCCAUGGUGCAGCUUCUGUUGAGGUUUAAAUGGAACUGGGUGGCCGUGGUGGGUAGCGGGGAGGAUUACGGACGCCAAGGCCAGAGGCUCUUCAGCACCAUUGCUGCGGAGAGCGCAAUCUGCGUGGCAUACGAGGGGUUAAUUCCUGCCUACAGUGACCCGGGGCCGGAGAUCAAACUAAUACUGGACCACAUCACAAGCAGCAAAGUGAAGGUGGUGGUGGUGUUCGCCCUUGUCGAGUCUGCUACAGUCUUCUUUAAAGAGGUGAUCAGGAGAAACAUGACUGGGGUCUGGGUGGCCAGUACAGCCUGGGCCCUGCACAAAGCUGUGUCCAGCCUGCCUGGCAUCAACACAGUGGGCACCAUCCUUGCUUUCACCGAUGAGAUAGAGACUGUAGCUUUGCUCACCAAUUACACACGGGAAUUUCUCUGGAAGUUCAGCGAGGAGAGGGCCACACAACCUCCUCCAAGUCUACACUCAGAGACCCCACCAGACAUGCAAUCUUUCAGCAACCCCUGCCCAGAGUGUUUGAGCCUGUCUGAGGUCAACCUGAGCCUCGUGACAGACCCCCAGGUCCAAAAGGCUGCGUUUCCAGUGUAUGCUGCUGUGUACAGCGUGGCUCAAGGACUUCACAAAAUGCUUGGCUGUAAUGCCACCAAGUGUCAAUGGAACACUCAAACCAAAAUAUACCCUUGGAAGCUGCUGGAGGACCUGAAGAAAGUUUCUUUCAAGUUGAAUGGAAAUAAUAUCAAGUUUGACACAGAAGGAAACCCAAGCACAGGAUAUGACCUCCUCCAGUGGGUCUGGGUGAAUAUGAGUUUGAAGUUUGUGGACAUUGGCACCUUCAAACAGAAUCUGUCCAUCAACCAAUCCCUCAUCCAAUGGUAUACAAACAAUUCCCAGGUCCCUGUGUCAACCUGCUCUAGUGAGUGUGCUAAUGGCCAGGUGCGCAGAGUAAAAGGGUUUCACUCCUGCUGCUAUGACUGCAUUGAGUGUGGACCAGGAACCUACCAAAAAAACAAAGAGGACAUACAGUGCACAAAGUGUCCCGUGGGUCAGUGGUCGCUGAAAAGCAGCACUAACUGUACCGAGCCGACUUUUGAGUACCUGACCUGGGUCGAGCCAGCGUCGCUGUGUCUGAUGCUGGGUAUGGCUCUCCUGCUGGGGUGCCAGGGGCUGGCGGGGGUCCUGUUCCUCCAGCACAGGGAUACCCCCAUGGUGUCUGCCUCUGGGGGAGCCCUCUGGGGCUUGUCCCUGCUCAGCUUGGCAGGGGGCUGCCUCAGCCUGCUGCUAUUCCUGGGUCAGCCGGGGGAUCUUGUGUGUCGUCUACAGCUGCCGCUCACCUGCAUCUUCCAUACCAUCAGCCUGGCAACCAUCCUCACCAUCUCUCUGCAGAUAGUGUACGUGACCGAGUUUCCUCAGAAUGCCCCCUCCCAUCUGGGCAUGAUGAGGGGCCUUGGAAGCUGGCUCCUGGUGCUGGCUUGCAGUGGAGUGCAGGCAGGACUCGUCGGCAUGUUUAUACAGACAGUGCCAUCUCUAUUCAACCACAUGGAAAACAUGCAGGUGACUUUUGUGGUCACAUUCCAGCCAUGCCCAACAGAGCCCAUCAUUGCAUUUGGCUUGAUGCAAGGCUUCAAUGUUCUCUUGGCUCUCAUCUCCUUCAUGUGCACCUUUAUGGCAGUAAAGCCUCUUCACCAAUACAACCUGGCCAGGGACAUCACUUUCUCCACCAUCAUCUACUGUGUGGUUUGGGUGGCGUUUAUUCCUACCUACACUGCAUUUGAUCUCAAGGGCCGGUCUGUUGCUCAUGUGACUGUCAGUUUGCUGAGCAACAUGGGGCUGGUGGGGGCCUACUGCUUCCCGAAGUGUCACCUGCUGGUGAAGAAACCCGAUUUGAAUAAACCAGACCACUUCCGUACCUUCCUCGAGGGUGCCUCACCAAACCAACAAGAGGAGCAGCAGAACCAACAGUGA